Cercospora beticola is the source of this 1069-nucleotide messenger RNA. RefSeq lists its product as uncharacterized. The record is from RefSeq and is a predicted model, not a curated record. NCBI's taxonomy places the organism in Eukaryota, Fungi, Ascomycota, Dothideomycetes, Mycosphaerellales, Mycosphaerellaceae.
CUUCGUAUGGUGCCCGGAGCUCACUGGUGGCUGCCGCUUUAAAGUUCGAAAUGGGGCGGCUGAGCUAGUUCGAGAGGAUGAACCUCAAUCCUUCCAGUAUGCUGAUGCCUAUCAACUUCAGGUGUACUCAUACAGCCGGUGAAGUACGCUUUACCAGGUAUCGCAACGCGAGAUACCUCUUACAGUGCUCGUUGGCCCGGAAAUCCGUUAUAUCAAGAAGCUCCCAGCUCCAGCUUUCAAGUCCACUAGUAUGAAAGAACCAUGGGCACCUCGACUCGGCUGUUGCUGCUGCCGCGGCCCUCGCACACAAGCAAGAGAUCAAAAUGACAAAAUCGACAUCGAUGUAGAGCGUGCAGAGCAUCAAGCUGCUGAAACGGCUAGCCCAGCGACCGAUGCUGGGCUCGCCGAGCGAGCCAUUCAAGCAGCGCUGCGACUCAGCUUUCAUUCUGACAGGUCUGGGGAGAAACAGACCUCCGAUCUCCCGCCUCCGAGCUAUGAUACUGUCCUCAAAGACGAUGAAAGACGGACGCCCGCUGCACCAGUAGCUCAGAGAAAUCCGCCCGGAGAUGAGAUUGAGCCUGUGAGACAGAACGCCGAAAGGGAUUCCGAGCCUGGAGACCGCAAGGUUGGGAAUCACGAAAGUGUAUUGUCUUCUUCUGGAGAUUCUGAUGUAGUGCUUACGCCACCUACGACUGCGCCACCAACUGUUAUCGACGAGGACUCCGAAGACGACGAGCGUUUCCGUCCCGCUGGUAGAUCCGGUAGAUGAACAAAAGUGGAUUGACUUGCUGUUCCGAAGUGUGAAGUGUAGAUCAUGGAACACUUGGCGAAAGUCCCUAUGGUUUGAGACAUUCUCGUCACGGAGGACGAAACGCUAGGAACCAGGCCUAAACGUGUGAAGGAUGGGACUUGUCUCCUGACCACUGCAGCAUAUUUAUGAGCGAGGCAAUCAGUGCGAUAAUUUGGAAGCUCUAAAGGAUUUAAGUGACGCGGCUCCAAAGCAAGCAAUGAAUCGGCAGAGGACAAUGCAGCUAUACAGUCCCAAACUGAACUCUAGACUACAUACUAU